AUGGGUAACGACGGCGGGUCGAUCCCGAAGAGGCGAGAACUGGUCAAGAAUGCCGCUCGCGCACCGACAGUAUCAGAACUCAAGGCCACGGCAUUAGAAUCGCUGGCUCACGCAUGGACUCACUGCGCUCUCAGCGGCGCCAGUCUCGAGAUGGAGGCUGCCGUCUCGGACUGGAGAGGGCGAUUGUUCAACUACGAAGCAAUCCUGAAUGGUUUAAUGCCGUCGGACGAACCGGCCGAAGAAAGUCCCGCCACCUUCGGUAUCAAGUCACUCAGAGAUGUGGUGCGGCUGAAGUUUUCAAAAUCCGGCGACAGAUGGGCGUGUCCCAUAUCUAUGAAGGAGAUGGGCCCAUCCACCAAGGCUGUAUACUUGGUUCCAUGUGGCCACGCCUUUGCCGAAAUUGCCAUUACGGAAAUCCAAGAGAGUUCGUGUCCCGAGUGCGGGGAGAAAUUCGAGAAAGAGGAUACCAUAACAAUACUACCAACGACCGAAAAGGAUAUCCGGUGGCUGGAGAGGAGGCUUGAUAACCUGCGGGAGAAGGGAUUGACCCACAGCUUAAAGAAGGAUAAGUCGGAGAAGAAGAAGAAUAAGAAGCGAAAGGGCGAUGAGACCACAGGAAAUGGCGAGACAACUAGCAAGGCGGACACAGUCCAGCCAAGCAAAGGUUCUGACAGUAGGAUAAGUGGCAUCAAUAACCCUCUGGCAGCGUCUUUGACGGCAAAGGUUCUGGCAGAGCAGGACGACAGAAACAAGCGACGGAAACUGGUUGCCGAGGCUAUGACUCGAAACGGCGAAGUAGUCAAGAGUUGA
Pochonia chlamydosporia 170 is the source of this 810-nucleotide messenger RNA. RefSeq lists its product as hypothetical. Gene Ontology annotation, cellular component: nucleus. The transcript has a single exon. Lineage: Eukaryota; Fungi; Ascomycota; Sordariomycetes; Hypocreales; Clavicipitaceae. The record is from RefSeq and is a predicted model, not a curated record. Gene Ontology annotation, biological process: site-specific DNA replication termination at RTS1 barrier; mitotic DNA replication termination. The coding region runs from base 1 to 810 and encodes 269 amino acids.